AUGAAUACUAUCCUGUGUUUUGCUCUUUUGGUGUGUGUAUGCUUGGCAUAUGCAUUGGCGCUACCGUACCCGGAUGAAAUAAUGGCUCAAACAGAAGGCCUACAAGCGGAAGAAUCUAGACAUGGAAGUUGGGGCGGAAAUAAUUGGGGACGCGGUGGAGGUGGCUGGGGAUACGGCGGUGGCUAUGGACGAGGAGGUGGCUGGGGCCACGGUGGUGGUUGGGGACACGGUGGCGGUUGGGGACACGGUGGCGGUUGGGGACAACAUGGAUGGGGACGCGGCUGA
Messenger RNA from Parnassius mnemosyne (clouded apollo), 285 nucleotides. The record is from the annotation of a GenBank genome assembly. Lineage: Eukaryota; Metazoa; Arthropoda; Insecta; Lepidoptera; Papilionidae.